This is a messenger RNA of Lactuca sativa (garden lettuce), 2448 nucleotides long. Its product is annotated as regulator of nonsense transcripts UPF3. Gene Ontology annotation, biological process: positive regulation of translation; nuclear-transcribed mRNA catabolic process, nonsense-mediated decay. Lineage: Eukaryota; Viridiplantae; Streptophyta; Magnoliopsida; Asterales; Asteraceae. Gene Ontology annotation, molecular function: mRNA binding. Gene Ontology annotation, cellular component: nucleolus; cytoplasm. The record is from RefSeq and is a predicted model, not a curated record.
AAACCUAUUAAAAGGUUUCAAGUCGUAUUUGGGAAUUUUCGUUUCUGCAAAUACAAUCAAUAUUCAAUAUGCACCCCAAAACCAUACGAAACACUCAUACAGACUUCAUCUCCAUAUUCACAAUCCACACCCAAAACCUGUAUUUCCUUCAAUCCCUCUCUGCUUUCUGACUUUCUCUUUCCUGGUGUUUAUUUGCAUGCCCUCCAUGGCACUUGUUUCGGCUAAAAAUUGAAAAAUUAGGGCACAAAACAAUCUUCGAUCGAAGCCUCGGGGAAGAUGUAAUUCAAGAAAUAUUCGACGAAUAACAUUUUUCUGGGGUUCCAAGCUCGCCGGUAAAAUAUAUUUUUUAUAGUGUUUGUCUUUUCUAUUUGUGGAAAAAAAGUUCUAAGCGCGAAUGAAGGGUUCGUUGGAUCGAACGAAGGUUGUGCUUCGGCACUUGCCACACAACAUUUCUCAGUCAGCGCUCAUGGAGCAAAUUGAUGCCCGUUUUUCCGGUCGUUACAACUGGUUCUGUUUCCGUUCCGGGAAGAACAGUCUGAAGUGUCAAUCCUAUUCCAGAGCCUACAUUGACUUUAAGCAUCCAGAUGAUGUCAUUGAGUUUGCAGAGUUCUUUGAUGGACACGUGUUUGUUAAUGAAAAGGGCACCCAAUUCAAAACUAUUGUCGAGUAUGCACCUUCACAACGCGUUCCAAAACAAUGGUCUAAGAAAGAUGGACGUGAAGGCACCAUAGACAAAGAUCCUGAAUAUCUUGAAUUCCUCGAGUUAAUUUCAAAGCCUGUCGAGAAUCUUCCUAGUGCAGAGAUACAAUUGGAAAGAAAGGAAGCCGAACGAGCUGGUAAUGCUAAGGAGGCACCUAUAGUUACUCCAUUAAUGGAUUUUAUUCGCCAAAAAAGAGCAGCCAAGGGUGGAUCUCGGAGGUCAUUGCCUAAUGGGAAGUUAAUGAGAAGGGGUAGUGGUGCAUCAUCAUCAUCUUCAACAUCAAAUUCUCCUGCAUUAAAACGUGGUUCAGAAAGAAGAAGGACUUCAACGACCAUGUAUGUCCCAAGGGAUACUGGGAAGGGUAGAAGUGGUAAAGAAAAGUCAACAUAUGUUCAGGUCCAUAAACCUAAUGAUCAACAGCCUGUUUCUGGAAGCGUUGUACUGGAGGAAGGACGGGGUUCUUCUGGAACUCCUGAUAUUGGGAAAAAGAAAAUUCUGCUGUUGAAGGGAAAAGAAAAGGAAAUACCCCUUAUAAGCAGUGGUUUGUCAUCUGUGAAAAUAUCCCAUGGGUCUGGUGCUCCAAAACAAAGGGAGGGUCAGGGUAGUAGUGGAAGGGUGAUUAGAAGCAUACUUAUUAACAAAGAUUCACAACAAAAUAUAAAUCGGGAAAUUGACAGAAAACCCCCUAGACCUCCUCCACCAUAUAAUGGCUUGCAAGAUGACAUGGAGAAACGUAGUACUAGGAACAAGGAUAGACCUGAUCGUGGUGUGUGGACCCCACUUAGGCAUUCUGAUGAUGAAUCUCUUUCAUCUUCACUUUCUCAAUCCAAACCAGAUUCUUCAGAAGGAACUCAUGGAGAGGGAAAGUAUGACACGAGGGCUGGAAGUGGACGUGGUGGUCAUUUCUCACCUGAUAAUGAUAAAUAUGCAGGCUCCCAUAAGCAUGGUGGAAGGCGUGGGCCAUCAUCAUAUAACAACACUAAGGAUGCAGAUGGUUCAAAAAAAGGAGUUUCUAGUGGCUAUGGUUCUCAUGAGAAACAGGUCUGGGUUCAGAAGUCAAGCUCUGGUUCUUAGUCUUGUUAGUAAGUUGAGUUGAGAGAUUGGAUUUUUUACAGUAUUGGGAGUUGGGAGCAUAAACGUGAUUGAUUGCAUCCAAGAAAGUUUUGUUUUUUGCUAGGAAGCAAAAAAAGAUGGUUAAGCAAAGAAGGCUUUUUUUCUGUGGGACCCUGUGAACGGGUGAGAUUACGAUUCUACCCCCCCUACUUACAAGUUACAAAUGGAAACAUGAAAAAGGAAAAAAGGAAAAAGGAAAGAGGAACGGGAUGUGUUUUUUUGUUGAACAAAAAACAAAAAAAAAAAAAGGUGAGUGAGUGAGUGAGUAAGGGGGAUUCUUAUGAUUAUGGUUAUGAUUAUCCUAAAAUAUAAGAGAUGUUGGGUUGGGUGGUUUACCUUUAAUAUAAAAUAGGUGAAAUGAAAUUGAAGGCUGAUUGUUUGUAAAUACUAACCUCAAAAUGGUGGGUGUGUUAUGUUAUGUUAUGUUAUGUUGCACUUGCAAAUAGAGAGAUGGUGAUGGGGGAGAUAUGAGCAUGAUUUUAUUAUGGUGUUCUUGUAACUCUGGUUUGUGAUUAGGCCAUGAUGCCAACAAGCCUUUGUGGUUUGAGUUUGGUUUUGGUUUUGUUUCAUCAAAGGAAAUGAUGUUUGAUCUUUAUUUGAUAAUCAUGAUUUGGUAAUAUAAAUGGGUUUGUGUA